Chelonoidis abingdonii (Abingdon island giant tortoise) is the source of this 26355-nucleotide messenger RNA. Lineage: Eukaryota; Metazoa; Chordata; Testudines; Testudinidae. The record is from RefSeq and is a predicted model, not a curated record.
AUGGUGCUGCACAAUAUGAGAGCCCGGCAGGUGGCGAUAACCAAACACUUGCAGGAUGUGGAGACCGAGGAAGAAAGCUGUGCUGUCUUCUCCUGCGAGCUGUCCCAUGAUGACGAGGAUGUGGAAUGGUUACUGAAUGACACCGUCCUCUACACCAACAGCUGUAAUGAGAUCAAGAAGAUCGGCAAGUGCCACAGUCUGACACUGAAGCAAGUCACGCCAGACGAUGCAGGAACGGUGACUGUCAAGACGGAGAAGGUGUCGGAAAGCGCUCAACUGAAGGUGAAAGAGAAGCCCAUCGUCUUCAUGAAGGCCUUGGAUGAUGUUGUUGGGGAGGAGCGUGGUGUGAUCACAAUGAAGUGCGAGGUCUCCAAACCAAAGGUCAAACCCAUCUGGAAGAAGGACGAUGUGGAGCUUACCCCUGGUGACAAGUAUGAGCAGAUGCAAGCUGGGAAAACACUGUGUCUCAUUGUUCACGAUCUGAACAAGAAUGAUGCUGGUUUAUACACAUGUGAUAUUGGCACUGACCUUACCAAGUCACGAGUCAGUAUUCAGGAGCUGAACAUUGGUAUCACCAAACGUCUGAAGAGCACUGAAGUUCAAGAAGGGGAGAAUUGUACUUUUGAGUGUAUUUUGUCCCAUGAAAGCAUUGGCGAUUUCCACUGGCUGCUGAAGGGGAAUGAAGUUCACAGUGGUGGACGAUUUAAAAUCUUUAACAAAGGGCGGAAAUACACCCUUGACAUCAGAAAUGUGGUUGCUGCUGAUGCUGGGGAAGUAGUCUUCACUGCUCGCAACUUGAACUCCAAGGCCUCGCUGGUUGUGAAAGAAAAAUCAGCAGAGAUUAUAAAGCAGCUGGAGGAUAAGACAGCAGCAGCAGGACAAGACAUCAGCCUGAGCUGUGAAAUGUCCAAACCUGACACAAAUGUGAAAUGGUACAAGGAUGGCAAAGCAAUCCGGAAAAGCCAAAAAUAUGACUUGCGCCAAGAAGGAACAUGGGCCAUACUAAUCAUUCAUGAUGCCAUGACCAAGGACACUGGGGAAUACAUGUGUGAGACAGAGACAUCUAAAACUAAAGCAUCGGUCACAGUAGAAGAAAAACCCAAUCGCUUUGUGAAGGAGCUUUCAGAUCUGACAGCUGAUGAAAGAGGAGUGGCUGUUUUUAUGUGUCAGACUGAGAAAGCCGAACCCACAGUGAUCUGGCGGAAAGGGAUGGUUGAGCUCAAGGCAGGCAAGAAAUAUGAGAUCAUCCAGAAAGGGAACAUCCUCCAGCUCACUAUUAAUGCCUUAGAAAAAAGCGACAGUGACACCUACACAUGCGACAUUGGCGAGGCCCAGUCUCGAGCCAAGCUAAUCGUGCAAGGCCAGAAAAUACUAAUAACCGAAGAUCUGGAAGACAUUGAUGUGGUGGAAGGAGAAUCUGCCAUGUUCAAAUGCAGAAUCUCUCCGGUAGAAUAUAGCAAUGUGCAGUGGUUUUUGGAUAAAACCCCACUCCAUACCAAUGAACUUAAUGACAUCCAGUCUCAGCCUGGAGGCUAUCACUUGCUAACCUUGAAAAAACUGUCACUGAAGGAUUCGGGGGUCAUUACCUUUGAAGCUGGUGAUAAGAAAACAUCUGCCAGUUUGGUUGUUAAAGAGAAGCCUUGCAUCAUUACAAAGGAGCUUGUUGAUGCCGAAAUCAUUGAGGGAGAGGAUGCCUUUCUUCAUUGUGAAACCUCCAAAUCAGGCAGCCCGGUAAAGUGGUGCAAAGAUGGGAAGACCCUUAGAAACUCCUCUAAGUAUAAGAUCAGCCGGUCGGGAUUUGAAGCCACGCUUGUCAUUCAUGGGACAGACGAUAGAGACAGUGGCCUAUAUGAGUGUGAGGCUGGAACAGCUAAAAGUAGUGCAGUUGUCAGUGUCAAGGCUCUGCCAGUUCUUUUCAAACGAGAACUCCAGAAUGAGGAGGCUAAAGAAGGAAGUCAAGUCAAACUGACCUGUGAGCUUAGCAAACCUGACAUCCCAGUGAAAUGGACAAAGGGCGAUACAGUUCUACAACCCAGUGACAAAUAUGAGUUGAAGCAACACGGCACGGUUGCAGAGCUCAUUAUUCAAGAUGCCAAAUCAACAGAUGCUGGAGACUAUACCUGCAGCACUGGAGAACAAAAGACAACUGCUCGGGUGAAAGUAAAUGCUCUGCCAGUCCUUUUUAAACAAAACCUGCAGAACACAGAAAUGGAAGAGGGGAGCACUGUAGUUUUGCGCUGUGAGAUCACUAAACCCGAUGCCCGAGUGGUGUGGAAGAAGGGAGGAGCCAUACUCCAGGAGAGUGCCAAAUAUGAGCUGAAGCAGAAGGGUUGUGUGGCAGAGCUGCUCAUUCACAAUGCAGAGCCGGAGGAUGGUGGAAGAUACACCUGUGAUACUGGAGACCAGCAGACGACUGCUCAAGUCAAAAUCCAUGCCCUGCCUGUACUCAUCAAAGAAGAACUGAAGAACUUGGAAGCCACAGAAGGUGGAACAGCCGUACUGCGCUGUGAGCUGAGCAAAGCUGCUCCAGUGGAGUGGAAGAAGGGGCCCAAAGGGCUCAGGCCAAGUGGCAAAUACAGAAUGAGACAAGAAGGCACCAUUGCUGAGCUGGUCAUCCACGAUGUAGAUCUGAAGGAUGCUGGAGAUUACACAUGUGUAUUUGGAGAUCAAAAAACCACAGCAGCCUUAAGAGUGAAUGCCCUACCCGUACGUUUCAAAAAGGAACUGAAGAACGAGGAAGUCACUGAGAGUGGAACAGCCACACUGCACUGUGAACUGACCAAGGCUGUUGACUCAGUUGAGUGGAUGAAGGAUCAAAAGGUGCUGAAACCAAGUGGCAAAUACAGAAUGAGGCAGGAAGGCCGCUUUGCUGAGUUGAUUAUCCAAGACCUAGAUUUGGCAGAUGCAGGAGAUUACACUUGCUUGUGUGGUGACCAGAAGACAACAGCUGCUCUAACAGUGAAUGCCUUGCCUGCACUUUUCCAAGAAAAACUGAAUAACAAGGAAGUUUCAGAGGGUGGGACAGUCACUCUGCACUGUAAAUUGAGCAAACCCGCCCCAGUGGAGUGGAAGAAGGGACAAAAGGCUCUCAGACCAAGUGAAAAAUUCAAAAUAAGCCAGGAGGGUCCCUUUGCUGAACUGUUGAUCCAUGAUCUGGAUUUGACGGAUGCUGGAGAUUACACUUGUGUGUGUGGAGAACAUCAGACUACAGCUACCUUGACAGUGAACGUUCUGCCUACAUUUUUCACCAAAGAACUGAAGAAUCAAGAAGCUACAGAAGGUGAAAGUGCCAUUCUGCACUGCGAGCUAAACAAGGUUGCUCCUACCGUGGAGUGGAAGAAGGGACACAAGACCCUCAAACUGAGCGACAAGUAUAAAAUGAGACAGGAAGGUGGUGUUGUUGAAUUGAUAAUCCAAGACCUAGAAGUGACAGAUGCUGGAAAUUAUACCUGUAUAUGUGGAGACCAACAGACUAUGGCGUCUGUAACUGUAAAUGUCCUGCCUGCAUUUUUCAAAGAGGGAUUGAAGAAUAAGGAAGCCUCAGAAGGUGCAACAGCCACUCUGCACUGUGAGCUGAGCAAAGUCCCUGUCCUAGUGGAGUGGAAGAAGGGGCAAAAACCACUCAAACCCAGUGAAAAGUACAGAAUGCGACAGGAAGGUGCCAUUGCAGAGCUGUUGAUCCGUGACCUGGAUGUAGAAGAUACAGAUGAUUAUACCUGUGUGUGUGGAGACCAGAAGACCUCUGCUGUCUUGACAGUCCAUGCCCUGCCUGCGCUAUUCAAAAAAGAACUCAAAAAUGAGGAAGCCACAGAAAGUGGGACAGCUACUCUCCACUGUGAGUUGACCAAAGCUGCUCCAGUGGAGUGGAUGAAGGAUCAAAAGGUGCUCAAAGCUAGUGACAAAUAUAAAAUGAGACAGAAGGAUGCCAUUGCUGAGCUGACAAUCCAUGACUUGGAGGAACAGGAUGCUGGAGAUUAUACUUGUGUAUGUGGAGACCAGAAAACCACUGCAUCCUUGACAGUGCAUGUCCUUCCUCCACGUUUUAAAAAAGAACUGAAGAAUUUGGAAGCCAGAGAAGGUGAAGCAGCCAUUCUGCACUGUGAGCUGACCAAGGUUACUGCCACCGUGGAAUGGAAGAAGGGGUCCAAAGUGCUCAAACCAAGCAACAAAUUUAGAAUGAGACAGGAAGGCACCAUUGCUGAGUUAGUGAUCCAUGAUUUAGAUGUGACAGAUGCUGGAGAUUAUACAUGCAUGUAUGGAGACCAAAAAACCACAGCUGCCUUAACAGUGAAUGCUCUGCCUGCACGUUUCAAGGAAGAAAUGACAAAUGAGGAAGCCACGGAAGGUGGGAGAGCCACUCUGCGCUGUCAGCUGACCAAGAUUGCUUCGGUGGAGUGGAAAAAGAAGCAUAAGGUGCUCGUACCAAGUGACAAAUAUACAAUGAGGCAGGAAGGUGCCAUUGCAGAACUAGUCAUCCAUGAUUUAGAAGUCAAGGACUCUGGCGAUUAUAUCUGUGUAUGUGGAGACCAGAAGACAACUGCAGCUUUGGUAGUGCACGCCCUACCGGUACUUUUCCAAGAAGAAUUAAGAAAUGAAGAAGCCACAGAAGGUGGUGCAGCCACUCUGCGCUGUGAGCUAAACAAGGCUGCCCCAGUGGAGUGGAAGAAGGGACACAAGGUGCUCAAGCCAAGUGACAAAUACAAAAUGAGGCAGAAGGAUACCACUGCAGAGCUGGAGAUCCACAAUCUAGAUGACAAUGAUGCUGGUGAUUAUACCUGUGUGUGUGGAGAUCAGCAGAGCACAGCUGUCUUAGCAGUACAUGCUCUGCCGGCACUCAUCAAAGAAGAACUGAAGAAUGAGGAAGUUAAAGAAGGUGGAACGGCCACUCUGCGCUGUGCGCUGACCAAAGCCACUCAAGUAGAGUGGAUGAAAGGGGACAGUUUGCUCAAAGCGAGUGACAAAUACAAAAUGAGACAGGAGGGCGCUGUUGUUAAACUGGUUAUCCAUGAUGUAGAACUGAAGGAUGCUGGAGAUUAUACCUGUGUAUGUGGAGACCAGAAGACAACUGCUGGCUUGAUAGUGCAUGCUCUGCCUGCACUUUUCAAAGAAGAACUGAAGAACCUGGAAGUCACAGAAGGCAAAACCGCCACUCUGCACUGUGAGCUGAACAAGCCUGCUUCAGUGGAGUGGAAGAAAGGGCACAAGAUACUCAAGGCGAGUGAAAAAUACAGCAUGAGGCAGGAUAGUGUCACUGCUGAGCUGGAGAUCCAUGAUCUAGGUCUGCAGGAUGCAGGAGAUUACACAUGCAUGUGUGGCGACCAGCAGACCACAGCUACGUUGAUAGUAAAUGCCCUGCCUGUAUUUUUCAAGCAAGAACUAGAGAAUGAGGAAGUUACAGAAGGUGGAUCAGUCACUCUGCGCUGUGAACUAAGCAAAGCUGCUCCUGUGGAGUGGAAAAUAGGGCACAAUGUGCUCAAAACAAGUGACAAAUAUAAAAUGAGGCAGCAGGGUGCCAUUGCAGAGUUGGUUAUCCAUGAUGUAGAACUGAAGGAUGCUAGAGAUUAUACCUGUGUGUCUGGGGAUCAGAAGACAACAGCUGCUUUAACAGUACAUGCUCUGCCCGCACAUUUCAAAGAAGAAUUGAGGAACAAGGAAGUGACAGAAGGUGAAGCUGCCACUCUGCGCUGUGAACUGACCAAAGCUGCUCAGGUGGAGUGGAAGAAAGGGCACAAGGUGCUCAAAGCAAGUGAGAAAUACAAAAUGAGACAAGAAGGUGCCAUGGCAGAGCUGGUGAUUCACAAUCUGGAGGUGAAGGAUACUGAUGAUUAUACCUGUGUGUGUGGAGACCAGCAGACCACAGCUACCUUAACAGUAAAUGCUCUGCCUCCAUCUUUCAAAGAAGAAAUGUGCAGUGAGGAAGCCACAGAAGGUGGAACAGCCACUCUGCACUGUGAGCUGACCAAGGUCGCUGCCCCAGUGGAGUGGAGGAAGGGGCACAAAGUGCUCAAACCGAAUGAGAAGUACACAAUGAGACAGGAAGGUUGCAUUGUGGAGCUGGUGGUCCAUGGUUUAGACCUGAAGGAUGCUGGAGAUUACACCUGUGUGUGUGGAGACCAGAAGACCACAGCUGCCUUAACAGUGCAUGCCCUGCCUCCACUAUUCAAAGAAGAACUGAAGAGCUUGGAAGCUACAGAAAAUGGAGCAGCGACUCUGCGCUGUGAGCUGACCAAGGCUGCUCCAGUGGAGUGGAAGAAAGGGCACAAAGUGCUCAAAGUUGGUGAGAAAUACAAAAUGAGACAAGAAGGUGCCAUUGCAGAGCUGGCUAUCUGCAAUCUGGAGGUGAAGGACAGUGGAGAUUAUAUCUGUGUGUGUGGAGACCAGCAGACCACAGCUACCUUAACAGUAAAUGCCUUGCCAGCACUUUUUAAAGAAGAACUAAAGAGUGAGGAAGCUAAAGAAGGUGGAAAUGCCACUCUGCACUGUGAGCUGACCAAGGCUGUUCCAGUGGAGUGGAAGAAAGGGCAUGAGGUACUCAAACCAAGUGAGAAAUACAAAAUGAGACUGGAAGGUGCCAUUGCAGAGCUGGUUAUCCAUGAUCUAGAUGAGAAGGAUACAGGAGAUUAUACUUGUGUGUGUGGAGAACAACAGACCACGGCUGCUUUAACAGUACAUGCUCUGCCUCCAUCUUUCAAAGAAGAAAUGUGCAGUGAGGAAGCCACAGAAGGUGGAACAGCCACUCUGCACUGUGAGCUGACCAAGGUCGCUGCCCCAGUGGAGUGGAGGAAGGGGCACAAAAUUCUCAAACCGAAUGAGAAGUACACAAUGAGACAGGAAGGUUGCAUUGUGGAGCUGAUGGUCCAUGGUUUAGACCUGAAGGAUGCUGGAGAUUACACCUGUGUGUGUGGAGACCAGAAGACCACAGCUGCCUUAACAGUGCAUGCCCUACCAGCACUUUUUAAACAUGAGCUUCAGGAUGAGGAGGCAGAAGAAGGUGGCACAGUCACACUGCGGUGUGAGCUUACCAAAGCCAGUGCUCCAGUAGAGUGGAGGAAAGGCUCUACAACUCUCUACCCCGGACUGAAAUAUGAGCUGAAGCGACAAGGGCCCAUUGCUGAGCUGAUCAUUCAUGACUUAAAACUGAAAGAUACAGGAAAAUAUACCUGUGACUCUGGGGAUCAACAGACAACAGCUGCAGUGACCAUACAUGCCCUGCCCAUUGUAUUUAAGCAGCCCCUUCAGAAUCAGGAGGCUGAAGAAGGAGGUACAGCCACAUUACAUUGUGAGCUGUCAAAACCAAACGUUCCAGUGGAAUGGAGGAGAGGAGGCCUGGGGCUGCAGCCUAGCAAUAAGUACGAAAUGAAACAGAGGAAAUGCAUUGUAGAGCUCUUAGUACAUAAUCUCCAAGUAGAAGAUACAGGAGAAUACAGUUGUUGUAUUGGGGAACAGGAAACAAAGGCUUCUUUAUAUGUGAAAGCCCUCCCAGUUGUUUUCAGAAGGGAGCUCAAGGACAAGGAAGUGGAAGAAGGAACUCCAGUAAAACUGCAGUGUGAGCUGACAAAGCCUACAGCUUCUGUGCAAUGGAGGAAAGGCACCAUGGACCUCUUUCCAUGUGCUAAAUACGAAAUGAAAUUAGAGGGUCUCAUAGCUGAACUCGUGAUCCAUAACACAGAACCAGAAGACACAUCUGAUUACACCUGUGAUACUGGAGAUCAACAGAGCACAGCCAACCUCAGAGUGAAUGCUAUUAAACCUCUGUUCAAGCAACAGCUAAAGGAUGAGGAAAUGGAAGAGGGAGGAAUGGUCAAGUUAUGCUGUGAGGUCACAAUAGCUAACGCUAUAGUAGAGUGGAGGAAAGAUGGCAAGGUGCUUCAGUCAAGUUCCAAGUAUGGAAUCAGACAAGAUGGUACCAUUCAUGAGUUAUGUAUUCAACACCUGGAGCCUAAAGACACUGGCAAAUAUUCCUGCAUUGCUGGAGAUGAGACGACCUCUGCAGUGCUGACUGUGAAAGAACCUGAUGUGACCAUAGUCAGUGGCCUGAAGAACGUGGUGGUGUAUGAAGAGGAAGAUGCUAUGUUUCAGUGCCAGGUUUCUCAUGAUAAUGCAAGGGAUGUGGAGUGGAAGCUACAGGACGUCGCUCUGCAAAGCAAUGAAAUGAAUGAGAUCUCUGUUGAAAAAGGCAAGAUUCACACACUUAGACUGAGGAAAGUCACCCAGCAGGAUACUGGCACUAUCACUUUCAGAGUGGGGCCCUAUGUGUCCACAGCAGAGCUUACAGUAAAAGUACCGCUUCCAGUCUUUAAGGAGACUCUAAAGAACAUAGAAUUGGAGGAGGAUGCUACAGCUGCCCUGGAGUGCGAGGUCUCUCAGCCCAAUGUAUCAGUAGAGUGGAGGAAGGGCUCCCAGGUGAUUUCUCCAAGCUCCAAAUAUGAAAUCAGGCAAGAGGGAACAAUCCAUACAUUAAAGAUUUAUAAUUUAAAGCCAGAAGAUUCGGGCAAAUAUACUUGUGAUAACAAAAAUCAGCAAACUGCAGCCACUUUAACUGUCAAAGCCAUUCCAGCACUUUUUGAACAAAAACUCCAGAACCAAGAAGCUGAGGAGGGCUCUACUGUCACCCUACACGCUGAACUCUCCAAACCCAAUGCCCCAGUGAAAUGGAGAAAGGGUUCAGUCCUGCUCCAAGCUAGUGCCAAGUAUGAGAUGAGACAGAAGGGAUCUACUGUGGAACUCCUAAUUCAUAACUUGCAGCUGAAAGACUUUGGAGACUACACUUGUGAUUCUGGUGAUGAGCAGACUACAGCAUCCUUGUUGGUAAAAGCUUUGCCAGUGCUUUUUAUACAACCACUCCAGAGCCAGCAAGCAGAAGAAGGUGGCACCAUCACUCUGAACUGUGAGCUUUCUAAACCCAAUGCCCCUGUGCAAUGGAAGAAAGCGGGGAAAGUUCUGCAACCAAGUGACAAGUACGAAAUGAAUCAAGCUGGCCCUGUGACUGAGCUGACCAUCCAUAACCUGAAUGAAGCUGAUGCUGGGGAAUACACCUGUGAUACAGGAGACCAAAAAACCACAGCAACUGUAUAUGUAAAAGAACCAGCAGCAAGCAUAGUAGAGGUGCUAAAGGAUGUCACCUUAAAUGAAGGAGAAGAUGCUGUGUUCAAGUGCAAGGUGUCUCGGGAGAAAGCUCGGGACGUGCACUGGUUCCUGGGUGGCGUACCGCUCCAGCCGAAUGAAAUGAAUGAGAUAACUGUUCAAGGGAAGCUUCACACUUUGACCCUGAGGAGGGUGACCCUAGAAGACUCUGGUUCUGUCAGUAUCAGAGUGGGGCAACAUAUCUCAGAGGCGCAGUUAACAGUCCAAGUUGCUGCAGCCAUAUUUGUAAAGUUGCUUGAGAAUCAGGAACUGCAAGAGAGUGACACUGCAAAACUACAGUGUGAGCUAUCCAAGCCUAACAUCCCAGUGGAAUGGAAGAAAGCUUCGUCUGUGAUCAAGUCCAGUGCAAAGUUUGAAAUCAAGAAGGAAGGGAAUGUACAUACUCUGAUCAUCCAUGAUUUAAAACCUGAGGACUCAGGGGAGUAUAGCUGUAAUACUGUUGACAGGAAGACCACUGCCAGACUAGAUGUUAAAGCCCUACCUGUGCUUUUCAAACGUUGGCUCCAAAAUGAGGAAGUUGAGGAAGGGUGUACAGCCGCACUGCUCUGCGAACUGACAAAACCGAAUGCUCCAGUUGAAUGGAGGAAAGGAGAUGUGGUGCUGCAGUCAAGUGACAAGUAUGAGCUCAGGCAAGAGGAGACUUUUGUUGAGCUGUUUAUUUACGACGUGGAACUUCAGGAUGCUGGGGAGUACACAUGCGAUUCAGGAGAUCAACAAACCACUGCAGCACUGCUAGUAAAAGUACUACCUGUGCUUUUUAAAGAAGAGCUGCAUAACGUAGAGGCAGAAGAACGAGGAACAGCUGUCCUGCAGUGUGAGAUCUCCAAACCUGAUGCCCCGGUGGAGUGGAGGAAAGGAGCGCUGGUACUUCAGCCCAGUGACAAGUAUGAGAUGCGUCAGAAUGGUGCCAUUGUGGAGUUAAUUAUUCAUGACUUGGAGGUUGAGGACUGCGGACCCUACACCUGUAGCACUGGGUAUGAGAUGACCACAGGUUCUGUGUACGUGCAAGAAGAGAAAGCAGAGAUAGUUUGUGGUUUAAAGAACACGGAUGUCUUUGUGGGUGAGUCAGCCACCUUCACCUGCGAGCUCUCACGCCCGGGGGUGCAGAACAUACAAUGGUGGCUGGAUGGAUCUCCUCUUCAGAACAGCGCUGUCAGUGAAAUCGCUGUGCGAGAUGGAAAAAUCCACACUUUGACCCUAAAGAACCUGGGGUCUGAUGAUUCGGGGAUUGUGACUUUCAGAGCUGGGUCCCUCAUAUCUUCAGCUAAAUUAUUAAUCAAAGAUCCAACUAUUGAGGUGGUCAGUCCCAUGCAGGACAUUACCAUUGAUGAAGAUGGCACAGCAGAGUUCAUAUGCCAGUACUCUAGACCAGUGCAAGCCACAUGGAAGAAAAAUGAUCAGGAAGUUUCCGCAGAUGGGCAACGAGUCAUUAUCGAGCAGGACUGGAAUGUAGCCAAGCUAAAAAUUAAACCUGCCCUUCCAGAAGACAGUGGCAUCUAUUCUUGUGAGGCUGGAAGCACCAAAGUUGUGGCUAUGCUUGAUGUUCAAGCUAAAAACAGUAUUGUCAAAGGUUUGGAGAAUGUGGAAGCCGUGGAAGGUGGCGAAGCUCUGUUUGAGUGCUACCUUUCCAAACCGGAGUGCUACAAUUACAACUGGCUGAUUGAUGAUGAGCCUGCCAAAACCACAGAAAACAUUGAGAUGGUUUACUUUGAAAAUGGACGCAGGCAUCUUCUCCUGUUGAAGAACCUCACUUCCCAGGACAACUGCAGGGUGACUUUCCUGACUAGUGAUGCUGUGACAUCUGCGUUCCUGACUGUGAAAGGAUGGCGCCUGGAAAUUUUGCAGCCUUUGGUUGACACUGAAGUCACUGCUGGGGACCAAGCUACCCUUAGCUGUGUUUUAAGUGAAGCAGUGCCAGUCAGUGAAGUCGCCUGGUAUAUUAAUGACAUGGAAAUCCAACCAGACGAGAACUGGGAAAUAGAGGCAGAUGGAGACAGCUACAAACUGAUCCUGAAGAAAGCCCAACCACAUCAUGCUGGAGAGGUGACUUUUGCUGCAAGGGAUGCAAUUACAUCAGCCACAUUAUCUGUAAUAGAGCCUCCAUUUACAGUCACUCGUCCCUUAGUAAGCAAGUUGGUCUUGGAAGGGGAGAUGGCUGUCCUGGAGUGUGAAUUUUCAAGAGAGACCCAAGAGGCAAUCUGGGUCAAAGGAAAAGAACAACUACAGCCUGGAGAAAGAUACGAAAUCAAGUCUGAUGGCAAGAAGCAGAUGCUCAUUAUUCGUGCAUUUAAACCUGAAGAUCAAGGAUUGUACACCUGCAUGAUCUCUCCCGAUAUCAGAUCCUCUGCCCGUCUGUCUAUUGAAGGUACAAAAAUUCCCACAGUGACACUGCCGAAAGAGGUAGCCCAGGAAGCACGUGACGUGAUUCAACUUGAAGAAAUGGUGGAUGGACAGCUCCAGCCCAGCUUGCCGCCUGAAGCUGCUCAGGAAGGGGAUCUUCACCUCCUCUGGGAGGCUAUUGCUAAGAAGCGAAGAAUGAGCAGGGAGCCAACCCUGGAUUCCAUCAGUGAAGUACCAGAAGAGGAUAAUAAACUUCAUAAGCUGAAGAAGGAAGAAGCGGAGUCUCAUUAUUACUCAGAAGAAUACUCCACUUGUGAUGAGCUGGCUAAAACUGGAGAAGCAGACUUCUCUUUCACGAGCUCAGAUGAUGAGUCUAGGGCUGGGACACCUUCACUAGUUAACUACCUUAAAAAGGCCGGAAAAUCUACUGUUAGCAUUGGUAGCAAGGUUCAGACGGUCUCCACCAGUAAAUUCUGGAAACACUGGGAGCAAUCGGGCAUCGAGACUACUGAGUCUGCUCUUCCUGCCAAGCCCGCUGAACCAGAAAUCAUGGAAGAUUUAGAUGAUCCUUCUAUGACCAAAGCAGCUGUGAAAAUUCAGGCUGCUUUCAAAGGGUAUAAAGUGAGGAAGGAGAUCAAACAGCAGGAAUGUCCCGUGUUUGGCAAUACCUUCAAAGAUUUUUGUGGUGAGCCAGGAGGCACUCUCCACCUUGAGUGUGUGGUUCUCAGCAAAACCGAUAUGAAGAUCCGUUGGCUGAAAGACGAUGAGGAACUUUCAGAUGGGCGCCACUAUCACAUAGACAAUUACAGUGAUGGAACUUGCUCCUUAAUUGUCACUGGCCUGGACAUGAAAGACACAGGAAAAUAUACCUGUGAGGCAUCUAAUAAGUUUGGCAAGGUUUCCCAGAGUGCUAAGGUGGUGGUUGGUACCCAGGCACCAGAUGCUCUUCGUAAGCACAAGCAAGUGAAAUGCCUCACUGACAGCGAAACAGAGAGCUCUUCUGGCAGCGAACUAGAUGAUGCGUUCCGUAAAGCAGGAAGGAGGCUUCACAAACUCUUCAAGUCCAAGAUCGCAACGGAAAUGUCUGAUGUGGAGGAGGAGCUCUUUGUCAGUGCAGAUGAAGGGGAUGUGGAGGUGGUAGAUCAGCAGACGUAUCGCGAGGAUGAUCAAUACAUCUACAUCAAAUUUGAAAUCUUGGCAGAAGCAAAAACAGCAGCCGGCCGAUUCAGAGAGAUGUUUGCUGCGUUGGGUAUCCCAGUCGAGAUUAACAUCCUGGACCAAGGCCUUAAAAAAAUAGAGCUUCGCAUAGGGAAAGCAGCACCACCUGCUCCAGAGCAGAUUCAGCCGUUAGUGAAAAGACCUCCACCACCUUUACUGACUUCCGAUACAGCUCCUAUGUUCAUAACCGAGCUUCAAAACCAAGAGGUGCAGGAUGGCUACCCAGUCAGCUUUGACUGUGUUGUUAUUGGCAAACCCUUUCCCACGGUGCGCUGGUUCAAGGAUGGGAAGGUUAUCGAAGAAGAUGACCAUUAUAUGAUCAAUGAGGACCAGGAAGGGUGCCACCAACUGAUCAUCACCGCCGUGGUCCCUACUGACAUGGGUGUCUACCGCUGCCUUGCUGAAAACAACAUGGGAGUUUCUUCAAGCAAGGCGGAGCUGCGGGUGGACUUGACCAGUACUGAUUAUGAUACAGCAGCAGACGCAACAGAGACAUCUUCGUAUUACAGUGCCAAAGGAUAUCUCUCAAGCCGAGAACAAGAAGGAGUAGAAUCCACCACUGAAGAGGAGCAGCUGCCUCAGAUCCUAGAUGAGCUUCAUGAUAUUCACGUGGCCUCUGGAGCACCUUUGGCUAGAUUCCACCUGACGGUCAAAGGGUACCCAGAACCUCGUCUUUACUGGUUCAAAGACGGACAACCAUUACAAGCCUCAGACCGAAUCCUGAAGAUUGAGAAUAAGCAGUUUCAUGCGCUCGAAAUCCUCAAUGUCAUUAAGGAGGAUGCUGGUCAAUACUCAGUAUUUAUUAGCAACUCUGCAGGUUCUGCAUAUUCAUCAGCCAGUUUGGUUGUCAAAGGUCCUGGUGAGAAGGAAGAACUGCCAGAAACAGAUGCUCAAGAACAGCUGGUGCCACCCAGGUUCCUAGAGAGAUUUACCAAUAAAAGAGUGAGGAAAGGUGCAAGUAUCACCUUCUCUGUGAAGGUUGAAGGACAUCCAGCACCCACAAUUACCUGGUUGAAAGAAGAAUCUCAUGAAGAUGUUCUGUGGAUCAAACCAGAGACUGCUGGUUACAAACUCGCCAGUUCCAACAUGCAUCAUAGUCUAAUCCUGCUGGAUGUUGGAAAGGAAUAUAGUGGAACCUACACUUGCAUUGCUACUAACAAGGCUGGACAAUCCAUCUGCACCGCUUCUCUAGAAGUUCUGGAUGUGAAAGAGGCGGAAGUUCUGACCCAUGAGCGCAUGAUGGUGACAGAUGUUAUAAUGACUACGCUGGGGUAUGAAGACAAGGACAGAAAAGAACAUGGAGUUGGUAUCUCUGUCCACCCUCCUGAACCAAGGAAAGGAGAGCUUGUAGAAGGUCAGGCUGAUAAAGAAGGUGUGUCCAGAAGUCACAUUUCAUUAGCUGAUGUUGGAACAGAAGAAUUCCUCCAGAAACUCACCUCUCAUAUCACAGAAAUGGUGUCUGCAAAAAUAAGUCAGGCCACGCUUCGAGUGCCUGGAGCAGACAGUGAUGACGAAUCUAAGACACCAUCCCCAUCUCCACGCCAUGGCAGAUCUCGGCCUUCAUCAGUUGUUCAGGAAUCUUCCUCUGAAUCUGAGGAUGGGGAUUCUAGAGGGGAGAUUUUUGACAUCUACAUGGUCACGGCUGACUAUGUGCCCGUUGGAGCUGACAGGGAAGUCAUCACUCUGAAAGAAGGGCAGUAUGUGGAAGUCCUUGACUCUGCUCAUCCUCUAAAGUGGCUAGUCAGGACCAAACCCACUAAAUCUAGCCCCUCUCGGCAGGGUUGGGUGUCUCCGGCUUAUCUGGACAAGAAAUUAAAGUUGUCACCAGAAUGGGGCGCAUCAGAAGCUCCCGAGUUCCCUGGAGACUCUGUUUCAGAAGACGAAUAUAAAAAGAAGCUGAGCCUCAUCAUUCAGGAACUGCUGAACUCUGAGGAGGAGUUUGUCAAAGAUCUACAGUUCCUCCAGACCCAUCAGCUCCAGUACAUAGAGAGCUGUCCGGAUGUUCCAGAAACUGUUGCCAGUCAGAAAUCUACUAUCUUCAGAAAUGUCAGUGCUAUUGCGAGCUUCCAUUCCAAUUCCUUCUUUCCAGAGCUGCAGAAAUGUGACACUGAUGAUGACGUGGCUAUGUGCUUCAUUAAGAAUGAGGAGGACUUUGAUAAGUACAUCCAGUAUCUGGUGGGACGGAUACAGGCCGAGUCUGUCAUUCUCAGCAAAGCCAUUCAGGAGUUCUACAAGAGAUAUACAGAGGAAACAUUAGCCAGUGAGGAUCCUUCUCAGCCACCUAUACCUCCACUGCAGCACUAUUUAGAGAGACCCAUAAACAGGAUCCAGCAGUAUCAAAUUAUAAUCAAGGAAUUAAUCCGAAAUAAAGCAAGAAACAGCCAAAACUGUGCGCUGCUGGAGCAGGCUUAUGCCAUUGUGUCCGCGCUCACCCAGCGUGCAGAAAACAACCUCCAUAUCUCGCUCAUUGAGAACUACCCAGGGACCCUGGAAAUUCUAGGAGAACCCAUCCGACAGGGUCAUUUCAUAGUGUGGGAAGGAGCUCCGGGAGCCAGAAUUGCAUGGAAAGGGCACAACCGACAUGUCUUCCUCUUUAAGAAUUAUAUCCUGAUCUGCAAACCCAAGCGAGACACCAAGACAGACACCUACAGCUACAUCUUUAAGAACAUGAUGAAGCUAUCCCACAUAGAUGUGAACGACCUGGUGGAAGGAGAUGACCGGGCCUUUGAGAUCUGGCAUGAGCGAGAAGACUCUGUCCGCAAGUACCUACUUCAAGCUCGUACGGUCAUCAUCAAGAACUCCUGGGUGAAGGAAAUCUGUGGUAUACAGCAACGUAUCAGCCUGCCUGUGUGGAUUCCUCCGUAUUUUGAGGAAGAACUGGCUGACUGUACAGCUGAGCUGGGUGAAACUGUCAAAUUGGCUUGCAAAGUAACAGGAGCUCCUAAGCCAGUAGUCGCUUGGUAUAAAGAUGGCAAACCAGUGGAGAUGGAUCCCCAUCACAUUAUAAUAGAAGAUCCUGAUGGUUCCUGCACAUUGAUCCUGGACACUCUGACGGGUAUUGACUCAGGACAGUACAUGUGCUUUGCCACCAGUCCAGCUGGUAAUGCCAGUACACUCGGAAAGAUCCUUGUUCAAGUGCCGCCGAGGUUUGUGAACAAGGUUAGAAGUGCUUAUUAUGUUGAAGACGAAGAUGCUCAGUUUACCUGCACCAUUGAAGGAGCACCUUAUCCUCAGAUCAGGUGGUAUAAAGAUGGUGCCCUGCUGACAGAUGUUAAUAAAUACCAGACUUUCAGUGAGCCACGGAGUGGCGUGUUAGUCUUGGUGAUCAAAAAUGCUUCUAAGGAGGACAUAGGACACUAUGAAUGUGAGCUGAUGAACAGAUUAGGCACAGCAAGGAGUGGAGCGGAUCUUUGCCAGCAGAGUGCAGCAUUACUGGCCCAGGAGAAGAGAGGAGACCAAGCCAUUACUAUAGAAGGAGAGGUCUCACCCCAGUCAGAGCUGGAGAAUUCUGUCCGGGCCUCACUUGAACGUGCAGAUAAGGAGAUAAGGAUGGCCCUGAAGAAACUCGUCGAUUCCACAUCACUGCACGUGACUCUUCCUCCAAGCAUGAGAGGAAAGGCUGGUGGCUUUGGAGUUCUUGAGUCCACAGCUUCAGAUACAGAAAAUAGACAUCCUGUGAUAGUUCAUGAAGUCAGCACGCAAACCCAAAGUGCUGGCAAAGAGCAAGACAGCACUGGGAAAAUUCUGGAUGAGAAACUGAGUGAAACAAAGUCAAGCCCAACCACUUCACAAAAAGAGACGACUGCUGGCGCUGCAGGAGGUCAGGAACGCACUAUUCCCAUUACCAGAACAUCAGCAGUCACGGAGGGAGCAGACUGGUGUAGAAGAGAAGGGGCAGACGUGGUCUGGGAUGUCCAGAGUCAAAUUUAUAUUGAGACCACAGAAAGAACCUGCGUUUAUAAAACAGAUGAGAAGAGUGCAGCAAGCCCGCCAUUUAUGCAAGUGACCAUUGAGGAUGUGCAGGUUCAGUCUGGGGAGUUUGCCAAAUUUCAUGCAGUUAUUGAAGGAAAUCCCCAGCCUACUAUCGCAUGGUAUAAGGAUAAUUCCUUGUUGACUGACAGCAACAGGAUCCAUCAAGUGAAAGAAGGCACAACAUACAGUUUGAUCCUGGACAAAGCUGCCCCAGAAGAUGGUGGCAUCUAUACCUGCAUUGCCAAAAAUGCAGGAGGGGAGGUCUUGUGCAAAGCAGAGCUUGUUGUACAUGAGGCCAAGAAAGACCAAGUGACCAAGAAACAGAGCACCCGAAGAAAACUCCAUUCCUUCUAUGAGGUGAAGCAGGAGAUAGGAAGGGGCUCUUUCAGCUUUGUGAAACGGGUUGUGCACAAAGGGAACAGAGUAUCCUGUGCUGCCAAGUUCAUACCUCUGCGAAGCAAAACGAGAACCCAGUCCUAUCAAGAGAGAGACAUCCUAGCCACGCUCUCCCAUGAUAAAAUUGCCCGGCUGCUGGAUGAAUUUGAAACAAGGAAAACCUUGGUUCUGAUUUUGGAGUUGUGCUCCGGUGAGGAGCUCUUGGACCGUUUAUUCAGGAAGAGUGUUGUUACUGAAGCAGAGGUCAAAUUAUACAUCAAGCAACUUUUGGAAGGACUCAGCUAUCUUCAUGACCAUAAUGUACUUCACUUGGAUAUUAAGCCUCCAAAUAUCCUGAUGGUUUAUCCUGAAAGAGAAGACAUUAAGAUCUGUGACUUCGGGUUCGCUCAAAAGAUAAAUCCAUCUGAGCCUCAGUACAGCAAAUACGGGUCUCCAGAGUUUGUCUCCCCAGAAAUUAUCUCUCAGUCACCAGUGUCAAAAGCAUCUGAUAUUUGGGCUGCUGGGGUCAUCAGCUAUUUAAGCUUAACCUGCAAGUCUCCAUUUGCUGGGGAAAAUGACAGAGCAACCCUUCUAAAUAUCCAGAAUGGGACAGUUUCAUGGACUAUCCCUGACUUUGUUCACCUAAGUGAAGAAGCGAAGGAUUUUAUCAGACAGAUCUUACAGCUUUCACCUGAAGCCAGGCCUAGUGCUUUGGAAUGUCUCUCACACGACUGGUUCUUGCUUAAUCUCCCGCUAGAAGCAGCUCAUUUUAUUAACACAAAACAGCUGAAGUUCAUUGUGGCUCGAAGCAAGUGGCAGCGUUCUCUCAUGUGCUAUAAAUCUAUACUGGUAAUGAGAUCCAUUCCAGAAAUCCUACAGAGAACUCACAAAAACACAUCGCUGGGCAUCUCCCGACACCUGGUUGAAGAAAGUAGUUCUUCCACUACUACUGGCUCCUCUUCAGACAAUGAGAAUGCAUCCUUCCCCAGGAAAAGCCACUUUGGCUCCACACCAGAACUGCACUUGUGUGUGUUUGAUGCACCGAGUUAUCAGGAACCUCCAAGUUAUGCAUCAGAAGAGAAACAUUCCAAGAUCUUGGUGCCUCCAGUAAAACCCACGAGACGGAAGUAUGCUUUAGUGAAAAGUGAGCUGGAUGAUAAGUCACCUACAGAAAGCAAAGUACUAAUGGCAGGUGUCUUUGCUCAGAAAGCAGAGGCAGUCAGCUCAGAACUCAAAGAUGAAAGAGCAGAUCAGUCUCAAGAGAGUGAUGCAGAGCAGCCUUCGUUGGCAAAGGCAGCCACCUUAGAUACAUUGGAUUUGGCACUGCCAAAAGAAAAACCAGGCACAUUAUUACCUGACAAAGACAGAAUCGUAAAGGCUGGAGAUGCAAUGGAGAAACCACCUUUGUGUGUCCCCAGAGAGAGUGUCAUUAAAAGCACAUUCUACAGCCAAGCAUCUGAGGCUCCUACACAUCUACCUGCCUCACCAGGCAGAGACUACAGAAGUCACCUUGACAGAACAAGAAGGGCCUUCAGGAAAUCAGGGUAUUUAAAGAUACCCUUGAGUGGUCUACGGGAACCCCUUCUAGAACAGUUUGAAUUGAAAGAAGAGGAGGAGGAGGAAGAAGAAGAAGGUGAUGAAGUAUAUGGAAAAAGCAGAGAAGGUGUGACAGGCCCUCUGAUGAAAUCGGCUUCCUUUGAUGCUGCUAGGAAACCGUCACGUCACACCUUCCAGGUGUCCAGCAGAAGCCGUUCAUUGGAUGAUUACAGGCUAAGAGCCAUAAGUUUAGCCAAGGAGCAAGACAUUCUGGAAGAAGACUGUGAUCUAACUUCACAGGGGAGUUAUGCAGGACUAGUUCACCAGCAUGGAAUAUCUACUGACUCUGGCAAGGUUUGGCCUGAGGAGCAUUCGAUGGAGGAGGACUCAAGGAAAGAUUGUUCAGAAGAACAGCCAGUCCCUUCUGCACAGUGUGGUGAUGAAGGAUGCCAGGGUCUAGCUGCUCAACCACAGAAGAUCCCAGUGUCAGCCCACCAAGGUGAAAGUGAGGGGGAUUUACAUCAAAAGACAAAACUUUCUAUUGACAUUGAUGUGGAGCCAUCUGGUCUGGAAGGUGAAAGCCUGAUUCUAACUGCUCAGCACCCGGACACAGCCCCAGUGUUGUCUCACACAUGUGAAAGUAAGGAGCAUUUAAAGCUGACGCCGAAGCCUAGUGGUGCAGAGUUUACACUUCUACAGGGUGAAAGCUCCGUUUUGAUUGUUCCCGAAUCAGAGAGAGCCCCAAUAUCAGCCCAAGAGAGUGAAAGAAGAGAACAUGCACAUCAGCAGCCAAAACCUUCUGUUCACAGUGCUACAGAAUCUGCUGAUCUACAGGGUGAAAGUCCAAUUAUCCUAGAGACUGCCCAAAUUCCAGCUUGUAAAGGUGAAAGCCCAAGUAUUUUAACAGCUCCACAACCAGAAACUGCUCCACUUUCAGUCUGCCAGGGUGAAACCCAGGGAUGCUUACAUCAGAAGCUUUCUGAUUACUUGGGCACAGCCUCCACUGUUCUGGAGGGCAAACAUCCAAUGAGUCUAACACCACCACCAGAAAGUGCCCCAGUUUCAGACUGUGACCGUGAAAGGCAGGAACAUUCCUGUCAGGUGCCUUCUGUUUACAUUAAGGUGGAGUCUGCUGUUCUCCAGGGCGAAAGCCUAUUUAUUUUCACAAUUCCACAACGAGAAACUGCCUCGCUUCCAGUCUAUGAGAGUGACAGCCAGGAACAGUCACCUCAGGAGCCUUCAGUUUGCAGUGAGGUGAAAUCUGCGGACUCAGAGGGUGAAAGCCUAGCUAUUCUAGAGACUUCCUCUGUUUCAGUUGGUGAGGGUGAAUGCCAGAAACAUUCACAUAAGAAGCCUUCUGUUUACAGCAAGGCAGAAUCUGCUGUCCUGGAGGAUUUGGUUGAAGAGAUGGUUUGUCUGUCUGAAGAUAUGAAUGUUUUGGCAAAGUCCGUUUCUACUCAAGAGGGGUGUGAAAAGCACUUCUCCCCUCCAAAGGAGAUGUUCUAUCAAGGUCUAGCUGACCACGUAGCCACCAGAUAUCCCACUCAUUUGGUGUCACAGAGUAAAAGAGAUGAGGGCAUUUACCGGGCUGAUCUUGCAGAAUCAGCUGCACAAAUUCCGGCAGCAGAAGAUAAGUUGAGUAUGUCAACCCUGUUGAGUGUAGUCACUGAGGAGGAAAAGGUGGCUUCUCCUGAAUGUGAACAUCUGGAGGAUUUAGCAAUCAAAAGCACUAGUUCCAGCAAAGCAAGCACAUCCCCGUCUGAUAAUUCAGGUUCUGGAAAAAGAUCUAGUCAUAGCUCUGAUAGCAAGGAACCUGACAAACACUCUGAAGUUUCCUUAGUGAAGAUUAAAGACCUCUCAGAAGAGAUGCCUAGCAUUAGCAGUGGGACUUCAAAAUUUGAUAUAUCUGAGGUAGAGCCUGCGUAUUUGAACCUGUCAGAUCUCUACGACAUUGUGUAUUUUCCAUUUGAAUUUAUGAACAUCAAGAAGCCGCCACCCAAACCAACCGGUAAAAGAUUUAUGCCCUUCGGUGAAAAGGUAAAAUUACCUCCUGCAACUAAAGAACAUUUGCAUCAGUAUAAAAGACUGUGCAGUAGAGAGGACAUUAAAUCCCCUGCAGAUAACUCACAAGAUGCCACGACAGGGGAAACCAGACAAAACCUAUUGAACAUUUCCGAAGAUGUAAGGCAACCCCUUCAAAGGCUGGCGAAAGGUUCCGAGCCACCAAUAGGGAAAGGAGCUGAGGGCCAUGUGACAACUGAAUCCCAGCCAAUGUAUGGCUUCCAAAAAGACUCAGGUGGUAAGCAGAGAAGUUCCACACACAGCAGAUCAGGACUCUUUAAACCCUAUGGCAGAUCGCAUUCAAUGGAGCAGUCAGUAGAGCAGACUCUGAAGAAGAAAGUAAAAGCUUCUGUUGCCCAUAUUUCAAGAAUCCUAAAAGGAAAGCCAGCCCCUGAACCGGAGCAAAGGGAAGCACCUUCUUUUGUAGACGAGCUCACGGAUCAGGAUGUUGCCCUGGGGCAGUCUGUGACUCUGUCCUGCCAAACGUCUGCCAAUUUCCCUCUGCACAUUGACUGGUUCAGAGAUGGGGUGCCCAUUCGCAGCAGCAGUAGGAUACUGAUCUCAGCCACACUCAAAAACUUUCAGCUUUUAACCAUAUUGGUGGUUACGGCCGAGGAUUUUGGUAUUUACACAUGUGCAGCCAGCAGCUCCCUGGGUACAGCAUCCACCUCUUGUGUCAUAAGGAAGGCAGAAGUUCUUGCUAGCCCCCCAGCCCCUGAUAUUGUGGAGGUGUAUGAGGAUGGAGUGCAAAUGGUCUGGAAACCUGUGGAAUCUAACACCGUGGUUAUGUAUACUGUACAGUGCAAGAGCAAAGACGGGGAAUGGAAGACCCUUGUUACUGACAUGGCUGAUUGUUGCUACUAUGCCAGCAAUCUCUCCAGGGGCUUGGUUUACUCCUUCCGGACAGCCUGCAUCAGUAAAGCAGGAAUGGGACCGUACAGCAGCCCAUCUGUGAAAGUAAAGAUUGGUGAAAAAGAUCAAACAGCAUUUCAAUCUGCAAAGAAGACGUUCCCAGCUGCUACAGAGGGUGAGAGUGAAAGAAUGGCACUAGCAGAGCCUUUUCCAACCCAGCAUACCUACGCCUUCCAAACAGAGAUCAAAAGGGGACGUUUCAGCAUCGUCAGACAGUGCAGGGAAAAAUUAAGCGGAAAGGCGCAGGCUGCCAAAAUUAUCCCCUACCGGCAAGAAGACAAGCAGGCUGUGCUCCAGGAAUAUCAAAUCCUGAGGAAGCUUCAUCACACAAAUAUCGUUCAGCUGCAAGGAGCCUACGUGAGCCCACGGCACCUAGUGCUGAUCCUGGAAUUGUGCGUAGGGCCAGAGCUACUCCACUGUUUGGCUGAAAGGACAUCCUAUUCAGAGGUGGAGGUCAGAGACUAUCUAUGGCAGAUCCUCAGUGCAGUUGAGUUCCUCCACGCACACCACAUCCUGCACUUGGAUCUGAGGUCUGAAAACAUGAUCGUUACUGAACCCAACCUGCUUAAACUCCUGGACUUUGGGAAUGCACAGUUCUACACGCCAGACAGAGUCAUUACCAUGGAGAGGUGCAUUGACUACGUAGAAACCAUGGCUCCAGAACUGCUGUCAGAGCAAGGAGCCCUCCCGCAGACUGACAUCUGGGCUGUCGGCAUCACCGCUUUCAUCAUGCUGAGUGCCGACUACCCCCUCAGUUCUGAGGUGGCCUGUGACUUUCCGAGAAUCGCCAAGAAAGGGAAGGUGAAACUUGCCAGAUGCUACGCGGGUCUGUCUGGGAGGGCCGUGGCAUUUCUUCAGAGCACACUGAGCACAAAUCCCUGGGGGAGGCCAUCGGUAUUGGAAUGCCUUCAGUUUCCGUGGCUCCAGGAGACAGGUUUGGAUGACAGACAGCAAGUGUUGGUCACUUUCUCCACCACCAAGCUGAGGAGUUUCCUAGCAGAACGGGAGAAGAAAAGGAGCCUGCUAUGUUCAAAGUAUGGGCUGAUGGUUGCACAGUGAAAUAGAUGAGAACACAGUGAAGAAUAGAUUCCCCCAUUCCACCCUGCAUGCCCCGACAAAUGUUUGCACUGGGAGGUUGUUACCUAAGUGUCGUUUCUGGUUACAGACCUGCUGCAGUAAACCAGUGAUCCUGACGCGUUAGAGGGAGAUUUGGGUGAGCAGGUGCCAUUAGACAUGAGUGAAUGGGAAUUGGAUUGCUAGGUGGCAUUGAAAAUCCUUCCCUUAGAGUUCCAAGACAGCUCAUAAUACCGCUCAGUGACCUCCCUACAAGCUCCAGCAGCAGCACAGAGAUACCAGACCCCCAGCCACUUCAUGAGCCUUUCAGACGUUACUCCCUGCAAUAACAGCAGCCUCAGCUUCUCAUCCCCGGUGCUCACAUGAUACACAGGUCUUCCAGCCUGUCUCUCAAAACCAUAUGGACCCAGUAAAAGAUUUCCCUUGGAAUAUAGCACUGAGCUGGGGCUGGGGCAUAGGAGGCUGUUGAAUGAUAGUGCCCCAGGAUGGAAUCAGAGUAUAUACAUCUUCACUGUUAAAAAAAGAUCCAUUGUGUGACUAUCAGAUGAAAUGUAGUGUGUGUGUGUGUGUAUCUUCUAGGCAGAGUUGUAGGUAACUGGAGCUAUAAAUAACACUUGUCCAAUAGGGCAUCUGAUGUGUCUGUCCCAUAGUAGCUGGGGCUAGAGUUGACCGACACAAUCAGCAUGCACCAGUGACUGGACCCAGUGUGUAACGUACCAUGGCCGUGUUCACCUACGGCCACCACAGUCAUACGUGGGGACCGAACCCAAGACAAAACGCAGGCCUCUGCCACUCACACUGAAAGAGAAAUCUUCCCUCUGGAAGUAGCAGGCUGCUAAGCCAGCCACUAGAGGGAGGCACAAUCACACUCAGUACAGGAGCGUUAUAUGCACAGUCUGCACAUUACUGCAGACGAGACUAUAACGGGGACGCUCAUGGUGCAUAGACAGUAACUGUCCCAGGUAAGCAGGCCAGAAGGAGCCAUGCUACGUAUGUGUCCAAUGGAAGUCAGUCUUGCAUAUACCUUGUACGACAGGAGAUACAAGAACAGCCAUUUGUGGCCAUCUUCCUGCUCAUGCAAGAGAAAAGGCACUGAUAGAGUCUUGCGUUUUCAGUGGAAGACCAAUUAGCCCUUCGUGUGAUACUCCUAUGGAUGGCCCAGAUCGUGCCGUCCCAGACACAAGCCAGUUUUUCUGCUGUGCACUAAGAGUGUGGCAGAAUGUGUAGCAUGUAUCACUGAGGAGUCUACACGUGCCCCUGUGCAUUGUGAUACAUGCAGCAUUGACUAAAAUCCUCAAAGGAUUGAUACUUACCAUGGUGAUAGCAAAGUAUCAAAGUCUCCAGUCUUUAUGGUCAGAGGGCAAAUAUAUCAGACACCUUGUAACUUAAAGCAACCUUAACUUGCUCUAUCUGAAUCUGCAGUCUUAAAAUGUAAAACACGCUGUUAGGAAUUAUAUGCUGAUUUUGCAGUACGCGGCCUUGAUAUAUUGAUAUGGACUUCUGUAGGGUAGGUGGCCCCUGCGGGGAGAGAUUCGGCAGUUAGGAUUUUAGAGUGAGGCAUUCUCUCACAGGAAGGACUCAAAUGAGCACGCUCCAAAAGAAAACUUUUGUCCACACCUGGGAGAGACUGUUCUGAAGCUGCAAAGGGCCAUACUUUGGUCCUUGAGUGAGUGAUUCAUUGCAGUGAACUCACUGCUCUGCCUGGCUUGCUGUCGAAAGUGACCUGUGCAUGCUACCUUUGUUGGCAGCACUGUUCUGUGUCUGUGGGUACAGAGGAAAUGCCCACUCAUUGGGUGACUUUCGCAGGAACAACUCUGCUCCUGGACAGACACCAGUUCCACAGAUGCUCGGGGGAGAUGUAAUAAACCCAGGAAUCUGCAGUGAUGACAUUACGGUAAUUUUUCCUUAAUGCAUACCAUAGCCUUUUUAAUGAGCCACACGCAACACACGCCUUUUCACUGAAGCAAUCAAAGUAGCACAAUGUUUUCUAUUAUGAUUCUUUUACACAGCAAAGAUCACUUAUGCUAGACAGUUUGUUAGCAGUGCUUGCCUGCUGCUGGCUAUUCCAGGUAUGUCCGGGUGUAAUGCACCUGCCAUGCCACUGAAUGUACAAGACACAUCCAGGCAGAAUGUGCCUGUUAUGCUGUGGAGAAUUCUGGGAAUAUCUAGAGGAGCACAGCUGCUGAAUGUGCUUGGUAUAUCUAGGUAGAACACACCUGCUGAGCUGCCUAAUGUGCUAGAUGUAGCUAGGUAGAACACAACUGCUGUGCUUCUGAAUGUAUCAGAUGUGUCUAGUUAAAAUGUGCCUGUUAUGCUGCUGAAUGUGCUGGGUGUCUCUAGGUAGACCACACCUAUUAUGCUGCUGAAUGUAUUGAGUAUAUCUAGGUGGAACACCCUUCCAUGCUGAUGAAUGUUCUAGGUGUAUUAGGUGGAACACCCCCGUGCUGCUGAAUGUUCUAGGUGCAUCUAAGUGGAACACACCACUGUACUGCUGAGUCCAUGCCAACUCUUCCAUUAUGAAAGAUGUUAAUAGAAAAUCAUCAGCUCAGCAGGUGCACUGUAAUUAACCCCUACUUUAACUUAGACUCCUGUAGUUACUAGCUCUACAGCAGUCAAAGGCACAUGAAGCAACAAAGACCUUGACCUCGUUAAGCACAGAAUUUGUCUAAAGGCGUUCUGCCACUUGGGCGCCUGUGCUGUUGAAUUUUAGAUAUUUUGAUAUAUUGGGGAGAUUUGGGAACAGAGUUACUGGAAAAUGUAUUUCAGUUUGAUUUCUAAAUAGAGGCCGCAACAUCCUGGAGCUUAGUGUCUUCCAUUGUGUCUAAAAACGGUUGUGGUUUAUUUUCAUUUACAUUUGAUGGACUUAGCAUUGUAUUUCUUUUUUGAAUAUAAACUCUGCAUUUAUGUGAAAUGACUCGUGUAUCUAUUGGUUCUGGUGUGGUCAGUUUAUUGCACUAAAUACCAUUGUGUGACUUUCAUUACAAAUGAUGUUUUGCUCAUAGUUCUGUAUCCAGAGGCAUUAAUGGAGAUGGGAGAGGAAAUCAGUUCCUAAUGUGCUACCGUUUCAUAAGAUUGUGAAAGAGUGAUAGAGGUGACAGCCUUUCCAGUCAUGUUUAAUGCACGUUGGUAAGAUCCUAAAAUGCAUAGCACUAAGGUUCCUUAUGAUGCCAGUACAGCAAGAAGCACAGGAAAUGUGACUGAAACUAGAGGUCAUUUAAUUAGGCUGGGGAGAGCAGACACAGAUUCAACAGACUAUGAAGUUUUGAAUUUCAAAGUUACAUUGUCGCCAUAGUCAAGUGUAGGAGAGAGUGUUUAGGUCUUAGGGCCCAAUUCUGAGCUGAGUUCCAUUGACACUAGAGGAGUUACUUUGGAUUGAUACUGGUGUUAUUUAGAUCAGAAUCUGGCCCACAGGUUUUCAGGAUGCUGUCUUCCCUCCAACUUAAUAUCACAGCAAUCAGAUGUGCUUUAGAUUGGCACAGUCUAGUGCUUUGGUUUGAUUUUUAAGGUGGAGAGGGGUCAAUUUGUGAAGAGAAAACCCAUUUAAGAGUUUGAUUUUUAAUGUGAGUUAACAAAUAUCAAGACCUGGGCUCAUAUCCCCUUUCUCAUGCAAUUCAAAUUAACUGAGUUUGCUUCUCUAAUUUGCAUGCGUUUUGAACAUGUCAGAAGUCUUUUGUGCACUCGAUACUGUUUUGUUAAAUAAACUAUUUUGACAAAGAAGUUAGA